CUAUCAAACAAACAUAAUUUUAGAUGAGACUUGUCUGUGUUAUUUACUAUAGGAAAUCACCUUAUUUUAAGAAGUCCCAGUAACCAGUGUCCAACAGGAUUCAGACUUAAUCCAGAGGGACCAUACUGUCAAGACGAUGAUGAGUGUCGCCGGUUGCAGCCCUGCUCCCACCUCUGCCACAACUCCGCUGGCAGCUACUACUGCUCAUGUUCGCCUGGUUACACACUGGACGUUGAUGGAAGACAGUGUAUCGAUAUCAAUGAAUGCUCCACUCUACUGGAUCCAUGCCCCCGUGGUCAGCAGUGUGUGAACUCGAUUGGUUCGUACACGUGCUCCAUGAAAUGUAGACGGGGCAUGAGACUCUCUGAUGACAGGCUGAGAUGUGAAGACAUUGAUGAGUGUGAUGUACCCCGUUCCCCGUGUGAACAAGUGUGCGCCAACUCUCCAGGGACCUAUGUGUGCAGCUGCAGACAGGGGUUUGAACUUGUAGCCAGCGGCAGAUGUACGGAUGUGGAUGAGUGCAAGGUGAAGACAGAUGCAUGUCCUCGAGGCCAGGAGUGAAUCAACUCUGUAGGAAGCUACAAGUGUGCAGUACGCUGUCCCAAAGGCUAUGAGAUGGUGAUAGGAGGGUGUGCAGACGUGGAUGAAUGCAGGACCAAUCAGCAUCGCUGCUACUACAACCAGAAGUGUGUCAACACGGAGCCCGGAUACAAGUGUGUGUGUCCACGGGGCUACAGGUUGGCAGGCCCUGGAACGCCAUGCUUUGACAUAGAUGAGUGUGAAGAGACGCCAGAAGUGUGUGCAUACCAGUGUGAGAACACUCACGGCGGAUACGAGUGUCUAUGUGCUCCUGGACAAGUCAGACUUGCAGACCGGAAAUCAUGUGCCGGCCUUGAAUUUAUUGACCAACCAACCAUUCAUGAUGUCAGCAGCCUGAGAGCAAACCCCUACACCCUCAGUAAAACACUUCACAGCUCCUCUGAUACUGUCAAUGAAACGCGUCAUAGCAACGCAAACCCUGCUCGAGGGGCAACAACAGACAGCACUAGCACAAAGAGUGCGGCACGUUUGGAAGUUCCCACCGUUGCCCCUAGCAAUGGCUAUGGCACUGAACAAGGUCAAGGUCAUGUUCUUCAAGGUCAGGUUGUUCGACACACCGACCCUGUGAAUGGUUUUGGGGCAGAGGUUGAGUGGAUUGAAGUGUAUGAGAAGAAACAGAAACGGAAUAAAAAAGAAAAGAACAAGGACCAAAUGGAAAAAAACAGGAAGAAAGCAAAGCGAGGACGCUUGACUAAGAAGUGUACUGAGGGCUUUGUGUUACAUACUGGAUCUAAGGAGUGCCUAGAUAUUGACGAGUGUACAGAAGACCCCGGGGUGUGUCAGCACAACUGUACAAACACUGUGGGGGGCUACAACUGUACGUGUCCCCCGGGCUACCGUAUAUCCAAGGAUAAACGCACCUGUGAAGACGUGAAUGAAUGCAUCGAGUUUGAAAUCAACUGCGGGCGUGAGAAGAUGUGCUUUAAUACAUUGGGAGAGUUCACGUGCAUCGACGUCCCCUGUCCAAGGGGCUACCAGCGGGACCCCAUCACAAAUAACUGUGUCCUUGAAUGCAUAGACGCCGAGAUUGCCUGCCCACAGUCCUCAAAGUUUGCAGACAUCAUCGAAUUCCGAACUCUGGCGUUGCCUAGCGGCGUCUUAGCACAACAAGAUCUGAUCCGCCUGACUGCGUACAACCAAAACAACGAGAUUCUACACAGGACAGUUUUCACAAUUCUGGAGAAUGAUGUGCUUAUACCAUUCCAGAUCCGGCUGGAGGACGGGAUAGGUAUCGUGUACACGCCCCGCGUCCUUGAAGACAGCCGACUGUACAAGAUCAAGGUGCAGGCCAAGUCAUUUGACAAUGUGAAGGACAGUAUCCAGUACCAGACAACAUUCAUGAUUCAUAUCUCGGUGUCCGCUUUUCCGUAUUGAUAAUUUUAGGAAUUACCAUGUUUUUAUUUCCAAUAUGGUCUGUUUUCUUUUGCCUCUCUGUAUUUAAUGUUAAUUAAACAGUUCUCAGUAAUGAUAAUU
Messenger RNA from Dreissena polymorpha, 2073 nucleotides. Its product is annotated as hemicentin-1-like. The transcript is spliced from 11 exons. Gene Ontology annotation, molecular function: calcium ion binding. The record is from RefSeq and is a predicted model, not a curated record. The coding region runs from base 616 to 1974 and encodes 452 amino acids. NCBI's taxonomy places the organism in Eukaryota, Metazoa, Mollusca, Bivalvia, Myida, Dreissenidae.